AUGUCCACAGGGCUCAAAGGAUCAGUUACAUUCAUAUGCGACGAGAUGUGUGUUCUGCGCCGGAAUGAGGACAAUCCUCAUCCUCGUUCUUUGACCCAAGCCCAAGUGACGCCCCGGAUGGAAGGACUCCUCCACCCGGAUUCCACUUCACACAAUUUGCCAGGACUUGCGGCUGACAGAUGGGCGAAUCUCCUGCCUGCAUGGAGCAUACGGGGCUGUUCAUGUUGCUGGGUUCUCGCCGGAAGUUUGAUGAGGUGUGAGCACGGUCGGGGAGUGGGAGUUGCCCGUUAUCAGCGCGGGUGGACGCGGAUGGACGCGCGGAGUCCAGAAUUCAAGCCGGCACAGCGGACAUCGGGCGGGACAUCGGGCAGGUUUAUGCACGGAGGAUUUAUACGCGUCGAGCGUCUCCGACUAAUGAACGUUACUACCCCCUUUUUUGCAGCCACAAUUGAGUUGAAUCCUGGAUCCCAUUCAGGAAUGGAAUGGGCGGAGAUCACUGUGGGAUUGUGGAUGGGUCUUCUUCCAGCAUAUGUAUAUGGAGUUUAUGGAGUCUUCUGCGAGUCUAUACAUAAGCUGGAAGGAAUUGACCAUGAAGCGUCAGCUAUGCGACGAGUCGCCGUCCAAUUGUUUAUCGAGGUAAUCGCACAGAUUCUCAACAUGUUCAUCACGAGCCUGGCGCCGCCAAGCAGGCUUCCACUGACCAUCGAGUGCUUUGUUGUGCUCUGCUGGUACUCACACGACGGCGGUGAAGCGGAUGAUGAUCCAAAUUUCACACGAACAUUCCUGGAGGCAAUCAGACGGUCGGACGAUGAUGUGCUGUGGCGCAUGGCAAGAACGAAGGAUGUGUGGAUCGCUCAUGCUUCCGCGCUGAGUUCGAAGCCACCACUGGAUGAAAUUUCGGUCAUCAGAAAGGCCCUGUUCAAGGGACCUGCGAAGAUCCAGGCGGGUGUACUCAAUGACUGGGCGGGCCGGACUCAAGCCAUUGCUAGAACUGACAUAGCACUCAUUCGGGAAGGCGCAAGGUGCUUGCCAGCCAUCCAAGAAUUGCCCAAGCACAUCACUUCCUGGACCCUGCUGGUCCAGAACGCAGUGAUCCAGGACCACACCCCCACCCAGCGUCCCCGGCAUUCAAGUAUGUCACCACCCCGGAAGGCCCCUCGUCUGGUCAGAGAAACUGGUGGUGCAGACGGUUCGCCUCUUGCGCCCAACGAGGGUACGCCCUCUGCACUUGGUGAUAAUGGCGAGUAUGGGAACCGUCCUCUUGCGCCCAACGAGGGUACGCCCUCUGCACUUGGCGAUGAUGGCAAGUAUGAAGCGCCAUCACGCACCGUAGCUGACUGGAACAAGGGGACCACGACCAAAAUUCCGUCGGGCUGGCGCUUCCUACGGGAAUCUGACGUCGUUGGACUGGCCCCGCUGGAGGUCAUGAAUCUAGUUCAAGGAUCGAUCCUGGCCCUGAAAAGGUCGGUGGAUGAUGGAGUUCUGGACCUGAUGCUCUUUGCGGUGACCCAUUCGGAGCUUUAUGAGGCAUAUGAAGGAAUUGCGCAUAGGGGCUUGGGCUGA
This is a messenger RNA of Fimicolochytrium jonesii, 1563 nucleotides long. RefSeq lists its product as uncharacterized. The record is from RefSeq and is a predicted model, not a curated record. The transcript has 7 exons. The coding region runs from base 1 to 1563 and encodes 520 amino acids. NCBI's taxonomy places the organism in Eukaryota, Fungi, Chytridiomycota, Chytridiomycetes, Spizellomycetales, Powellomycetaceae.